Molecule: messenger RNA, 3989 nt
Organism: Lymnaea stagnalis (great pond snail)
Lineage: Eukaryota; Metazoa; Mollusca; Gastropoda; Lymnaeidae
Source: the annotation of a GenBank genome assembly
AUUCUUUCUGUUGUAAUGUUUACUAUUAUUACGCUUUGACUUUGAAUUGGGAACCGUAUCUUUUACAGGUCCAUAAAAAUAAAUAAAUAGUCUAGGUCUAAGAUUAUUGUCAGCAAUAACAAUAAGCCGCCACAUUAAAUAUGCAACAACAAUAUAUAUAAUAAUUCCUUGUGUUAGUCCUUUCCAUUGCAGUUUUCAGAAGUUUCUUAGUGAGGGACCUUUCUAAUUCUUAAGUACCUACUUAAGUCAAGUCUAAGUUUCUUAUGUAAAAGUUAAAGUAGUGUCUAAACUUUCUAUUAUAUUUAAUAUUCAGUGCAAUUUAAUAUAAUUAAUUCAAAUUGAAAAUAAUAAUUCAGUAUUUUUUAUUAAAAUUAAAUUAUUGAUUUAAUAAUUGAUUUCAUGAACUCUGAAUUUUAGUAAGUAAGUACUCCUACUGUACCAAGUAACACUCAAUCAUAAGUCAUAAUCAUAAUUAUUAAUAUUAUUAUGGCUAUAUUUAAACUACAUUAUAUAAUAUAAAUUGUGGACUAAUUAAAAUAAAUAUGAUUUUGAAAGUGUGUAGUCUAGUGUUAACUUUGUAUUUUGUUGUGACUUUCAGAAUCAGUAUCAGUCACAGUCUGUUUACUGUGAACUGUGAAUUGUUGAGCAUUGAUACUCAUACUAAUAAUAGUUGUGACAGUCACAUUGUUUCAUGCCAAUGCCAAUUAUUUUGAAUUUAGCUUGCUCAGUUUAUUAACCUAAAGUACAACUUAUACUUGUCAGUUUGUUCACAACAAUGUUCAGAGAAUUAAAAUUCAGUUUACACAGUUAAUAUUGUGCUGUAAUAAAGAGUUACCUGUAAGUUACCUCUAGACUCUAGUCUCUACCCUUACCCUUAGGUUUGUCUUACUCUAUUCGAAGCCUAUACUUUAUUAUUAUUUAUAUUUAUUUAAGCUUUGAAAUUUAAUUGAUAAAGUUCAUUCAUAAAGCAUUUAAAUUGUUAAAGUUAUCUGUUUUUCAUUUAGUUAUAGUUUUUUUUUAUAAUUUAUGACUAACCAUAAUAAAAUAAACUAAAAAAAAACAACUCAUAAUGUAAUUUAUUUUAAAUUUGUUAAAAUUUGUAUUAAUAAACAGGUAUUACCUUACAUCUUUUUUUUUUUAAAUACCUUUAUUCAGCAAUGGAUUUCCUCAAAAGUUUUGCAGAAGCUAAAAGCCUUGGAAUAACAAAGGAAGAGUUUAUUCCUCAAUGGGAGGCUCAAAUUAAUGCUACUCGAGUUCAGGCUGAGUCCAGACUUUUAGAACUCCGUCAACAAGUAGGCAUGGUAUGAAAUAAUUGGAGUUCUUACAAAAAAAUUAAAAAUUAUUUUUUUUAUGUAUAUAUUUAUAUAUAUAUAACCUAAUACCCGGUAAUAAAUAUUAUGAGUACAUGGCAUACCUUAUUCUAGUAAAGGUAUCAGUAAAAGGAUAAUAAAUGAAGGACUGUGUCAAGCUGUGUAAAAGAAAUAGUAGAACAAGGUAUAGUAUGUGGAAGCUUCAAUCAAAAGACUGAACAAAAAGAGAAGAAUGUUUCGGCUAAAUGCAAAAUCAUAUAAAUAAAAUUUAUGAUUUUGAAAAUCACAUCAUACCGGUUCUUAAAAUUAUUUCUCUUUGAAAAAUUAAUUUCCAUUUUGAACUCUUAUGUCAUGUCUAUACUAUAAAUAAAAUAUUAUAACUUACUAUAUUUUACAGCCCACACAGCUUUUUGCUGAAAGAGAAAUGAAUCUAACAGCUCUUUUAGAGGGUCAACUUAAUGUUGUUCACCAAGAAAUUAAUAAUUUACGCUUAGAAUGCCAGCAAAGAUUUGACUCUUUGCAAAGUCAAUUGACACAUCUAAAAAACCAACAGGAUGAGCUCAAACUGCAGAUGUUUGAGGAAUGUAGUGUUAAUCUGAAUUCAAUGAAAGUCUAUGUCCAAAAUGAAGUCCAACUUCUGAGUGAAUCUAUUGAAAGAAAAAUGGAUUUCAACUUCAAAGACCAUAAAUUAUCUACGAUCGAUAAUUGUGGAGUCUCUUUAAAUCAUCAGAUUCCCCAACCUGUACAAAUUUCUAAAGCAGAAAACUCAAUUGAACUGUAUCAACACUUUUACCAACAACAGCAGCCCCAUCAGGAAGGAACAGAAGAAAGUUAUGUCGAUCAGGUAGAAUAUGGCCAUCAUUUGGGACAAGAAAACCAUUCCUUUCAGGUAAUACAAGAACAACCUGUAAAUGCCAUAAAGGACGUUAUUGAAUUCGGAUGGGAUUCGACAACAAAGCCCAAAGAUGAGAUAACAACUGGGAAAGUUCAUAUGUCAUAUGCCGCAGUAGCAGCAUUAGAUCCAGAGGAUGACUUUGAGCAGAUUUUAAAACCAGGUGUUGAUGAUGGCACAAAUGGAUACCUAGCAUCUGGACAUGGUAUAAGGGAUUUAGCUAUUAUGCCAAAUGCUACAUCACCGGUUUUGGCAACUGGGCAAUACGCUGAAAUCAUAUCUCGUAGGAUGGCUGUAAAAAAUCAUGGUUCCAGAUCUCGAUCACGAGGCAAGUCGGGUCCUCUUGUUCCACAUAAUGUUGUUUCUGCAGGGAAAAUUAUUAAAUUUCCAUUGUCGAAAGCUUUGAUGAGUUCAAGUGUUUUUCCCAUGUCUCCUAAUGGUGAAGAAUUUAAAAUUUCUGACUGUUCCAAAUUUUCUACCUCCAAAACAGAUUAUUACACAUCCGCCUUUUUCACAAGUCCUUUAAGGUGUAAAGUUAGACUAAGAUUACGUUUUAAUGACAAUGGUUUUUUCAAUGUCAGUCUUUUAGUAUCUCAGGGUCCUGAUGAUGGCAGCAUUCAAUGGCCUGUUAAAGUAUCAGGUAAGGGUGAAAUCUUUAAUCACGGCUCACGGAGAUAUACCCCAUUGUGGGAUUUUGGAAUAUCAAAGUGUCCUAAGCCACACCCUUCAACAGAGCUUUCUUUUGAGGCCAGUGUUCGCUUGACUACCAGUCGUGGAGUUCAUGAUGAAGUGACAUAUGGAAAGUUGCAGGCAAAGCGCUAUGAAUUUGAAGAUUCACUUGCCUUCCGCUGGAAUGUCAUUGUUGAGGAUUAGUUGUUAAAUAAUGCAUAAUCAAAACAAAUACUUAUGCUUUCAGUUUUGUGGUGCCCAUUAUAUGACAAAGCCUUAUGUUGACAUUUUCUGUGAUUGUAAAUUUUUACAUACUGUUUUAAUUUGCUGUUCAUUAUUUCUAAUUUCUAACUGUUCAGCUCUUUGCCAUUAAUAUAUUAUUAUUAUGAAAGGAUUAUGACUAAAAAUGGAACUACUAAAGUUAAGUGUAAUUUUAUAACAAUUAAUAAUGUUAAUUGAAGAGCUCUUUUAUUUACAUAUUUAUUGCAAUAUAUUUUUAAAAUUAUAUAAUAUAAUGUAAUCAUAAACUAUUUUCUUUUACCAGAACAUUUCAUUUUAUGUGUUUAUGUGAGUUUAUGUAAAUUAUUUUUUAAUAAAGAACUGAUCUAAUAAUUGGUAGUCUAAUCUUGUGAUAAAAAGUUUUUUUUUUUUUUUUUUUUUAACAUGUAAUCUAAAGUUUAAAAUUGGUGAGAAAUGCAAUCAUUGAACAAAUAAUUUAACUCAAAAUUUUUCUCACAGGCUCUUUUUAGUUUUGUGGAGUUUUCAUAAUUUAUAAAUAGUUCAAUGUGAGUUUAUGUAAAUUAUUUUUUAAUAAAGAACUGAUCUAAUAAUUGGUAGUCUAAUCUUGUGAUAAAAAGUUUUUUUUUUUUUUUUUUUAAACAUGUAAUCUAAAGUUUAAAAUUGGUGAGAAAUGCAAUCAUUGAACAAAUAAUUUAACUCAAAAUUUUUCUCACAGGCUCUUUUUAGUUUUGUGGAGUUUUCAUAAUUUAUAAAUAGUUCAGUUGUCAGCAUCUGUUGUUUUAAUAAUAUUUUUCACAAUUGUCUUUAAUCAUUAAGUUAAUAAAGUUAAAGUUACAGAAAAAUGUUGAAUUGGAUUCAUUAAAAAUAAUCAAUUCCUU